GUCACCCAUUUCUUCUUGCGCUUCAAUUGGUGAUUGGAGGGGGCGUACGUUGUUGUUCACUUCCGGCCGACAAGUGAGAGCAAAGAUGGCCGCUGUUACCAGAUGUUCGUUCACAUUGGUUCGCCGUUUGCUCUCUCUCCAGUACAAACGUUGCUGCUCCAGAUUUCAAAUAACCACACCAGACUCCACUCCUUCCUACUCCUUACCAAUGCACCAUGCCUUUAUCCCAAAACGAUGCAGUGCACGGGGGUUUCACACCAACUUUGCUUCAGGUGGACCAAUUCUUCAAUUCAAACUCUCUGAUAUUGGGGAAGGCAUCAUGGAGGUGACGGUGAAGGAAUGGUAUGUAAAGGAAGGAGACAAGGUGUCACAAUUUGACAGCAUCUGUGAGGUGCAGAGUGACAAGGCCUCUGUCACCAUAACGAGCCGCUAUGAUGGUGUGAUCCGCAAGCUUUACUAUGAGGUGGAUUCUACAGCUUUAGUUGGCACACCCCUAGUUGAUAUUGAGACGGAGUCAGGUCCAGAGGUGGCCCAAGAAGAAGAUGUUGUAGAGACACCAGCAAUGUCACACGAUGAGCACACACACCAGGAAAUCAAGGGGCAUAAGACUCAUGCCACACCUGCAGUACGGCGGUUAGCCAUGGAGAACAAUAUCAAGUUAAGUGAAGUGGUUGGAACUGGAAAAGAUGGACGCAUUCUUAAAGAGGACAUCCUCAACUUCCUGGCUAAGCAGACAGGGGCCAUCUUACCUCCCACUCCAUUCCUUGAAAUCCAGACCUCUGCAGCCAUACCCUCUGCCACCAAACCUAAGGAGAAGGUGGCACCACUGAGUGCUCCUAGCCAUGUCAUGCCCAAACCUGUCUUCACUGGGAAAGAUGUCACAGAGCCCCUAAAGGGGUUCCAUAAAGCAAUGGUGAGGACAAUGACUGCAGCCUUAAAGAUACCACACUUUGGAUAUUGUGAUGAGGUGGACCUUACACGGCUAGUAGAGCUGCGAGCAGAGCUGAAGAGUUUGUCUGAGUCCCGAGGGGUCAAGCUCAGCUACAUGCCCUUCUUUAUCAAGGCAGCCUCCCUUGGCCUGUUGCAUUUCCCAAUUCUCAAUGCCUCGGUAGAUGAAUUCUGCCAGAAUAUCACCUACAAGGUAGCCCACAACAUUGGCUUAGCAAUGGAUACAAACCAGGGUCUGCUGGUUCCAAACGUGAAGAACGUACAAGUGCUAAGUGUGUUUGACAUUGCUGUUGAGCUCAAUCGACUACAGACACUCGGUGCAAAUGGGCAGCUUGGAACCGCUGACCUCAUGGGGGGCACUUUCAGUCUCUCCAACAUUGGCUCAAUUGGAGGCACAUAUGCAAAGCCUGUGAUUCUGCCCCCCGAAGUGGCCAUUGGUGCACUGGGAAAGAUUCAGAUCCUUCCAAGGUUCAACUCAGCAGGUGAUGUAGCAAAAGCCCACAUCAUGAAUGUCAGUUGGUCAGCGGACCACCGGAUCAUUGACGGGGCUACCAUGUGUCGCUUCUCUAACCUAUGGAGGUCUUACUUGGAGAACCCUUCCACCAUGGUCCUUGAUUUGAAAUGAA
This is a messenger RNA of Osmerus eperlanus (European smelt), 1574 nucleotides long. RefSeq names its product dihydrolipoamide branched chain transacylase E2 (gene dbt). Gene Ontology annotation, molecular function: lipoic acid binding; acetyltransferase activity. Bases 86 to 1573 code for a protein of 495 amino acids. Lineage: Eukaryota; Metazoa; Chordata; Actinopteri; Osmeriformes; Osmeridae. The record is from RefSeq and is a predicted model, not a curated record. The transcript has 11 exons. Gene Ontology annotation, cellular component: mitochondrion; cytoplasm.